AUGGGUCUGAGGUUGUGGCAGCAGCUGGCGAGGAUGGUGGUGGUGGUGGCAGUGGUGGUGGCGGCGGCCGAGGUGUGCGCCGGGCAGUGUGCGGCCAAGACGGUGCUGACGGCUGUCCGCCAUGAACAGAGGUCGUUCACCGACGGCACCUCGCCUUCCACCACCUACGGCCACUCGCUCUCGUGCGCAUGGCUGUUGGAGGCCGAGAAUGCGACAGACGUGGUCAAUCUGGAGAUUGUGAGGUUACAGACCGAAUGCGGCUGGGAUGCGGUCUUUGUCUACGACGGUCCAGACCGCGACGCCCCGCAGCUCGCCGCCCUCUCCGGCCAGCUCACCCCUCACACUGUCGUGGUCUCGACAGGCCGGUACAUGCUCGUCCACUUUCACUCAGACCUCAACGAAGCGCGGUUUGGCUGGGAGCUUGCAUACUCUUCAUCGCCAUGCCCGGCCAACUGCUCGGGCCUGGACGUGUGCGGAAGCGGCGCCGUGUGCAACUGCCCGCCCGGGCUCGCUGGCCCGGCAUGUGCGUCGCCGGCAAGCCUACCUGCUCCCGCACCGAGCACGCCCUGGCAGAUCCCGCACGCCCGAUCCGGCGCGAACGUGAUGUGCGGCGGUGCCGAGUGCGUCUUGUUUGGCGGCGAGUCGCUCGACGCCCGGACGUUUGCCGACGUUUGGCACCUCGACGCGCCGCCAUCGAGCUCGGAUCCAUGGUUGUGGACGGCGCUUGCGCCGCUGCCGGCUGAUGGUGAUGACACAAGCGGAUUUCCGGUCCCGGUCACCUUUGCAGCCGCGAGCGUGGUGAAUGAGACGCUGCGAGUGGCAGGCGGGCGCAAGGCGUCGGGCGAUCCGUCAGGCGAGAUGUGGGAGCUGACCGGGGUCGGCAGCGAAGCGACUGUUGGCAACUGGACCUUUGUGGCGGUGCCGGACCCUGUCGACACCAGUCAUCCAAGCCAGGUUUACGCCGCGGCGAGCGCCGUCCUAGCGUCGGAGAGCACCUGGUUUGUCUUUGGCGGGUAUCUGCCAGACGGCGGGUUUUCGGACAAGCUGUGGGCAUGGCAGCUCGGCAGCGGAGACACCGGGUUUGAGCUCGUGGCAACGCUUGCGGGCGUCCGUCCCGAGCCACGGGCGCAUGCCUCGCUGACGCCGGUCACGCUGGGACGCAACGCGACCGAGCCAGACGCGCUAAUGCUGUUUGGAGGAACCGAGCUGCUUGUAGCGUACACAUCUGACGUGUGGUUGUACUACCCCGCUCGGGCGCAGUGGGCGCGGAUCAUGGGCUCUGGAACAGCCGGCACGCCGCAGCCGCAGUAUGGGCAGCUCGCGCUGCCGUACACUGCUAGAUCAGGCGCGUCGUACGUGUUCUUGCUGUUUGGCAAGGAGUCGCCGCAGUUUCUCUCGCACGAGUGCUACGCCAACGAUGUAAUGGUCUUUGACGUGGCGCGGGGGCUGUGGCACACAUUGCCGCCGGUGCCGGCGACGGCAGCGCCACUUGCACGGACGAUGAGUAGCGGCGGUGUGGUUGCCACCAGCAACUACACAUCGCUGGUGGUAGUCGGCGGCUUCCACGGAGUGAGUCUCGACGACGUGUGGGAGUACAAGCUCGCGUUGUGCGCUGAGGGGGAUGAAUGCCCGUAUGGGUCGCCACUGCACCCGCCGCCGUCGCGGUGCGUGCGGCACAGCGAGUGCACAGCGUGCGCCGGCGAUCCGGGCUGCGGAUGGUGCGCUGAGACUGGGCUCUGCGAGGCAGAGGCCGGCUCGUGCUCGAGCUGGCUCGAGACGACGUGCCCGGCCGACGAGUGCUCUGCGCACACGAGCUGUGUUGACUGCGUAGCAGAUCCGGGCGGGAUGGGAUGCUCGUGGUUUGCAGGAACGCAGAGCUGCGGGAGCGGGUCAGGCGGGGCUAGCGAGUGCCCGCUGCCGUGCACCCAGAGGCAGUCGUGCGAAGACUGUAUUGCCGACAGCAGUUGCCAGUUCUGCCCAAACAACUUCCGGUGCACCGAUGCGAACACGUUUUCAAUCUGCGGCACGUCUGUGUUGGAGGCUGGUGACAGCUGCCCGGCCAAGUGCGAGGCGCAGAGCAGCUGUGCUACUUGCACCGACUCGGCGAUCGCUCAGGGCUGCAUGUGGUGUGGGCGAAUGGAGAGCUGUAUUCUCCUGUUCACGUACCAGGGCGUCUCACCGUAUGCCGAUUGCUUCGACUGGGUGUUUGGCGCGAACACAUGCCCUGUGGGGUGCGAGCAGCACGCCGAGUGCGGGACGUGUACUGCAGAUCCAAGCUGCGGCUGGUGCCCCAACAGCGGCAAGUGCGUCGCGGGCGACUUUUCGGGGCCGGACAACGGCGAGUGUGGGUCAGAAUACGCGGGGCCGGACGUGACUCCGCUGGAUCUGGAGUGGGACUUUGUGGCGUGCGCGUGCGCCGGGACGAGCGAGUGUGGAGCGUGUGUGGAAGACCCGCGGUGCGGGUGGUGUGCAACAACAGCGAGGUGUCACCGAGCCAACGGAACGGACGUGCUCGAGUGGGACGCGGUCUGUCCCGAGGCGUUUGAUGUCGGCGAGUGCCACAACUGCACAGCCGUGGCCGAGGCCAACGGUGCGCUGGGCUGCGCUAGCUGCACCAGCGAUCUCAAGUGCGGAUGGUGCGAGGCGAGUGGUGAGUGCCUUCGCGGCGGACCGUCGGGCUCUGCGCUCUGCCCAUCAACGCCAGUGCUUGCGGGAUGGGACUACGGGCAGUGCCGAAGCUGCCCGACCGAGGCAGAGUGCGAGGAGUGCACGGCGGAGAGCCACUGCGGGUACUGCGUGGUGGAGGACAAGUGCGUGCGCGGCGACACGCUCGGCCCGUUUGGCGGGCAGUGCGGUGUGAGGAGCGGAUGGGACUACAGCGCGUGCAACACGUUCUGCCAGAAGAAGCAUGCGACGUGCUCAGAGUGUGUGGCUGACGACAAGUGCGGGUGGUGCUGCGAUAGCGGAACGUGCUCGGCCGGCGAGAUGUGCGUCAACUUUCACGAGACGGCGUGCCCAACUUGGUGCGUGGGUCUCGACGACGGCCCGACGUGCGUGACAGCGCUCGGCGGCGGGGCGCCGACGGCAGGCGUCGGGCUCUGCCUUGGCGAUGGCAUUGCGGCGUGGUCCGACGGCUACUGCCCGGCAGACUGCAGCCAGGGGGUGACCUGCGAGUCGUGUGCAAUUUUGGACCACUGCGGAUGGUGCGGAGACGUAGGCGAGUGCAGAACGCUGCUGUCGCUCGAGACGCAGCCGUGCGCCAACUGGCUCUCGUCCCGGUGCGACAUCGAGCUGCCGUACUCUGAAGCCAUCGGCGGGCCUAGCGGCGUGACGGCUUCAGGUGUGCUGGUCAUCUAUGCGCUCACCUUUUUCAUCGGCACAGUGUUUGGAGUCGGCAUGCUGGUGUGUGUAGUGCGGCGGUUCGAAGACAACUUGCGCGGGCCCAACGCAGCGACGCUGAUGCAGCAGCAGCGGGCGCUGCUCAACAUGCGGGCUGCGCACGCGGCGCGCCAGCAGCAAGUCCCGCCGAUUCUGCGGGUGGUGGUUCCGGCGCCUGGCGCGCCCGAGUCGGCCAUCGACGUGCCGCCCGGCGCAAGCCAGCGCAAGUCUCAGCACUUUUGCGUGCAGGACGCGGCCGGCGAGGCGCCGGUGGUCUACGCUGUGCUGCGGCAGCCGACUGCGAUGCGGAGCAGUGAUACUGCGUACUAUGCCGGCGACGACGACGAGCAGCCGCCAGUCCGCGGCCUGGUGCUGGGCAUGAUGGUCGGCGGAGCGGCGGUGAGUGACAAGGCCAAGCGUGUGGCCCGCCACGGCGAGCUGGCGUCGCUGCCCUCGAUGCCGAGCCUCCAUCGCCUCCCUGCGUCCUCGGAUGACGACAAGGUCAGCAGCAGGCCGUCGAGCGGUGGCGGAACGCGCGAAGAGCGUGGCGUCUCGGUCUCGAUGUCGGGCGUGGUAGUGUCAGACGUGCCGGUGAGCCGUGUGUGAUGAAUCAUAACAGAGUGAAUAUCGG
This is a messenger RNA of Thecamonas trahens ATCC 50062, 4009 nucleotides long. RefSeq lists its product as uncharacterized. NCBI's taxonomy places the organism in Eukaryota, Apusomonadida, Apusomonadidae. The record is from RefSeq and is a predicted model, not a curated record. Gene Ontology annotation, molecular function: 4 iron, 4 sulfur cluster binding; protein binding. Bases 1 to 3984 code for a protein of 1327 amino acids. The transcript is spliced from 3 exons.